Molecule: messenger RNA, 1653 nt
Organism: Nyctereutes procyonoides (raccoon dog)
Lineage: Eukaryota; Metazoa; Chordata; Mammalia; Carnivora; Canidae
Gene: TRMU
Product: tRNA mitochondrial 2-thiouridylase
Exons: 11
Coding region: 31-1308 (425 amino acids)
Biological process (GO): tRNA wobble position uridine thiolation
Cellular component (GO): mitochondrion
Molecular function (GO): sulfurtransferase activity
Source: RefSeq, a predicted model, not a curated record
CUGAGGUUGCGGGAGGUUAGCGGCGAGCGGAUGCAGGCGGCGCGGCACGUCGUGUGCGCCCUGUCCGGCGGGGUGGACAGCGCCGUGGCCGCGCUGCUGCUGAGGCGGAGAGGCUACCAAGUGACAGGGGUAUUCAUGAAGAACUGGGACUCGCUGGAUGAACACGGAGUUUGCACUGCAGACAGAGACUGUGAAGAUGCCUACAGGGUCUGCCAGAUUCUAGACAUCCCGUUCCAUCAGGUGUCCUAUGUGAAGGAGUACUGGAAUGACGUGUUCAGUGAUUUUUUAAGUGAAUAUGAAAAAGGAAGGACUCCCAAUCCUGACAUAGUCUGCAACAAGCACAUCAAAUUCAGUUGUUUUUUCCAUUAUGCCGUGGAUAAUCUUGGAGCAGAUGCUGUCGCCACAGGUCACUAUGCCAGAACCUCACUGGAAGAUGAGGAAGUCUUUCAGCAGAAGCACAUUAGGAGGCCAGAAGGGCUUUUCAGAAAUCGAUUUGAAGUUAGAAAUGCGGUAAAACUUCUUCAAGCAGCUGACAGCUUUAAAGACCAGACCUUCUUUCUCAGCCAGGUUUCCCAAGAUGCUCUGCGGAGAACCCUCUUCCCUCUGGGGGGGCUAACGAAAGAUUUUGUCAAGAAAAUAGCUGCUGAGAAUAGACUCCAUCACGUGCUUCAAAAGAAGGAGAGCAUGGGCAUCUGUUUCGUUGGUAAAAGAAAUUUUGAAAAUUUCAUUCUUCAGUAUCUACAGCCUCGACCUGGUAAAUUUAUUUCCAUUGAAGACAAUAAAGUUCUGGGAACACACAAAGGUUGGUUCCUGUAUACUUUGGGCCAGAGAGCCAAGAUAGGUGGUCUCCGCGAGCCCUGGUAUGUGGUGGAGAAGGACGGCACCAAGGGCGACGUGUUUGUGGCCCCCCGGACAGACCACCCGGCUCUCUACAGGGACCUGCUGCGGACCAACCGCGUGCACUGGAUCGCGGAGGAGCCGCCUGCCGCCCUGGUCCGGGACAAAAUGAUGGAGUGCCACUUCCGGUUCCGCCACCAGAUGGCGCUAGUGCCCUGUGUGCUGACUCUCAAUCAAGACGGCACGGUGUGGGUGACAGCUGUGAAGGCUGUGCGGGCCCUGGCCCUGGGACAGUUUGCCGUCUUUUACAAAGGGGAUGAGUGUCUGGGCAGUGGGAAGAUCCUGCGCUUGGGGCCGUCUGCCUACGUACUCCAGAAGGGCAAGAGCAAGUCCAGAGUGGCCACCGAGGGCCCCAGCGACAGCCCGAGCAAUGGCCCGGGCAGCGGCCCAGGGCUGGGCCCCGCGCUCUGACGGAGGCCGAGCUGCUGCUGAGCACCCGGGGGUCAGACGCAGAGUUGUGGAACCUGGACUGGAGGAGUUGGGGGAAGCUGGGCUGGCUUUGCCGCCCCAGUUCUGUCCGGGCUGGCCAAGGUUCCAGAAAGCCUCCAGAGCCAGGGAGAGCCCUAGAGAGGCCAACCCGGUCUUCUCCAAGUUGGUGCUCUGGCCAGAAGGACUUACUGGCUAGGGUUGGGCCCUAAGUGCCCCAUUUAUAGUGUUGCUCUUUCAUGCCUCAGGGAAGGUUUCCAACCUGCAUGCACACAGGGGGCCUGCAGAGGCGGCCUCGGGGACAGCAUCCAAUAAAACCGUUGUCUGGGA